UUAGUUAAACCUGUCAUGGCUGUCAGUUAGUACUUGUAAUAUGAAGUUCAACGUUUUUUUACAUAUUGGGCUACUAAGUUUGCAUUUUUAAUUGUAUACUUUCUUAUAAUUUUAUAUGUAAAAGAAUCUAAAGAAUGUGUAAAAUCAAUACAUUUAUUAAUAUUUAAAUUGAUUUGAAUGACAGUCUUUCAAUUUGUAAUAAUUAAUGGAAGAGAGAAAGUAAUUGAAGAUGGUGAAUAAACAUGCAAUAAAUGUGUGUAAAUUAACAUCACAAGUUUGUUGACAUAAUCAAUUACAUAGGGUGAUUUAUAAAAAGAAAUUACCCCAAAAUAAUUCACAUAAAAUAUGAAAAUAAUAAGAUAAUGAAUGAAUUAAUGAAUUUUUAUUAUAAUCAUUCGUAACCAUUUAAUAUUAUCAGUCAACUGUAAAUAUAAUAGUUUAAUCUUUACUACCAUUAAGUCAUUACAAGACAAUUCACGUUGAAAACAACUCUUGUACCUAAAACGUAAUACUAUUUAUCAAUUAUUAAUUAAGUGAAUUGGCAUCAUACAAAAAUGUUAAACCGAUUUAAAUCGGCUUUAAUUAAUGUUGUUGGUGGGAGUGAACUUGGUUUACAAUAUAACAAUGAAUCCGAAUAUGUUAACCACAUUCCUGUUGAUGUGGAAGCUAAACCAUAUAGUAGGCCUAGUUUUUUGGGUUUAACAGCUGAAGAAACUCAGGUUAGUGCUGAUCAUAAAGUGAGACCAAUCAUUGUUCCAAGAGAUUUAAGUCGUUUACCAUGGUGUGCUGGAUAUGCUGAAUGUAUUAAUGCUGGAAAAAGUAUGUGGAAUGAAGAUCAAGCUGCAGCAACGAGAGGAGACUUAAUAUUACCAGAUAGUGAUGUUUCAUUGCCUUAUAUUAUGUUUUCAAUGUUUGAUGGACAUGCUGGAUAUGAAGUAGCUCUUACUGCUCGGAUACAUCUUCAUAGGGUAAUUCUUAAAAAAUUGCAAACUAUUCCAGCAAAUAUAUUGCUUGAUAUAUUUGAAGAAAAAAUGAUCACAAGCCGUGAUCUUGUCAUUGGAGCUAUUGAAAUGGCAUAUAAGGAAAUGGAUCAAAUAGUAGAAUAUCAAGCACGACAUGGUGGUGGUGGUUGUACAGCUAUUACUAUUUUAUUUUUAAAUGGGGUUCUUUAUGCUGCUGGUGCAGGUGAUUCCAGAGCUGUACUUGUUUAUGGUGAUACUCAACGUGCAUUAACUACUGAUCAUACACCUGAUACAGAAUCGAGCCGUGUAAGAGCUUUGGGAUCAUUAAAAAGUACUGAAUUAUUACAAGGUCAAUUUACACCAUUAGAAUUUAGAAGACGUCCAUUAGAAAAUGAACUUGGUAAUCUAGUUUUGUAUAGAGAGCCUUAUAUGAACGGAUGGGCGUAUAAAACUUUGACGGGAUCUGAUUUAAAAUUACCUCUAAUAUCCGGUCACGGCAAAAGGAGCAGAGUCAUGGGAACAAUAGGAGUUACUCGAGGAUUUGGUGAUCAUAGUUUACAAGCUGUUAGUACUAAUAUCAGUAUUAAACCAUUUUUAUCUUCACAACCGGAAAUUCAAUGUUUUCAUCUCGAAGAUUAUCAACUUACCGAGAGAGAUUGUGUAAUUAUUGCAACUGAUGGCUUAUGGGACGUUGUAUCUGAUAAAGAUGCGGGAAAUGUACUUAGAAAAAUUUUAGCACCUGAUACACCAUCUCUAGAGUACAGUUUGAUCGCUUCCAGAUUAACUAUGGCAGCACAAGAAUUGGUUCAAGCAGCUCGAGGUCGUCUAAAAGGUCGUUUGUGGAGAAGUAAACCUGAAAAUUUAGUUGACGACGAAUAUCAAUUAUGGCCUUUAGCAUCUGUUGAUGAUAUUAGUGUUAUGGUGAUUCCUUUAUAUCCAUACUUGUGUGAGCAUAAACAGUGGAAGAAAUCUCUUUACCAAGAUAGACGAUUUUCAUCUGAUCAUGCUUCAGCUGAUUCCAACUAAACAUUUCUCUUACGAUACAUUCAGUAUGCUGCUAAGUAUUCCAAUGUUGAAUCGUUUAAUAAUUGUUUAAUUUAAUGAGGAUUAUUUUUUAUUUAAAUCUUUUUUUCUUAUUAUUUCUUUAUUAUUAUUAUAAUCAUUAUUUUGAAAUUAUACACAUAACACAAAAAUUAGUAGAUACCUGAAAAAUGCAAAAAUAAUAAUCAGAUGAAUUGCAAUUUUAUUGAUGUAUAUUAUUGUGUAUUUAGACAUUCCACAAAAAAUUAUAAUAUGUCAUUAAUAAAAUUUUUCUAUUAACUGAAUAA
Messenger RNA from Chelonus insularis, 2290 nucleotides. Its product is annotated as protein phosphatase 1H. Gene Ontology annotation, molecular function: protein serine/threonine phosphatase activity; cation binding. Bases 555 to 1988 code for a protein of 477 amino acids. NCBI's taxonomy places the organism in Eukaryota, Metazoa, Arthropoda, Insecta, Hymenoptera, Braconidae. The record is from RefSeq and is a predicted model, not a curated record. Gene Ontology annotation, biological process: protein dephosphorylation. The transcript is spliced from 6 exons.